This is a messenger RNA of Rhineura floridana, 3529 nucleotides long. RefSeq names its product proteasome inhibitor subunit 1 (gene PSMF1). Gene Ontology annotation, biological process: proteasome-mediated ubiquitin-dependent protein catabolic process. The coding region runs from base 257 to 1081 and encodes 274 amino acids. The record is from RefSeq and is a predicted model, not a curated record. Lineage: Eukaryota; Metazoa; Chordata; Lepidosauria; Squamata; Rhineuridae. Gene Ontology annotation, molecular function: proteasome binding; endopeptidase inhibitor activity. The transcript is spliced from 7 exons.
UCGGCCUCCUCCCCGCCUCGGCGCCGGCCUCGAUGGUGCCCGCGGUCCCUUUGCGCGCCGCGCCUCUUCCUCUCCGUCGCUUUCACUUCGCGGCGCGCCUGGGCGAGAGAGAAGCGCCUUCGGGAGGCUGACACCGCGCGGCCCACCCGCGCCCCUCGCACGCAAACCCCGACCGCCGCCUCCUCCUCCUCCUCCUCCUCCGCUUGCUAACCCUCUUUCCCCGACGUGCGCCCUUCUUGCAGGCGGAGGCGGCACCAUGGCUGGGCUGGAGCUGCUGUACAGCUCCGUCUCCCCGGACAUAACCUGCCCGCAGGACGCCCUGGUCUGCUACUUGCACUGGAAGCUGAUCACCCACAACUACCGCUGCCUCGGCGCCGGGGACCAGCCAGGGGCCAAUGAGAGGAAGUCCGAAAUGCUGCCCGCCGGGUGGAACACAGACAAGGACUUGUACACGCUGCGUUACAGGCUGAAGGACGACUCCCACGAUCUGCUGCUAAAGGGGAUCAUGAUGGACGGCAGCAUAAUCGUCAAUGUCAUGGAUCCCAAGUCACAGAAAGUGGCAGAUUUGACCUUGAAAGUGACUGACUUCGUCAAUCCGGAGCACCUGGCUGAUUUUGACAAGGCGUACCACAACACAGAGGAGUUGCAGACGCAGGUCGUUCACCACAUCAUCUCCCCCUUCGAGGCGACCAAAGAGAGGGGCAGUGCCAAGGAGGAGCCCAGGCGUGAGAGGAACCCCUCUCCUCCCAACCCUCCUGACCACGACCCCCUGUGGAUCCCGCCGCGACAUCCUCAUGGCAGCCGGCAACCCAACUGGCCAGACCCCAUGGGGCCCUUUGCUGUUGGUGGAGAAGAUCUGGACCCCUUUGGGGGCCGAAGAGGGGGAAUGAUUUUGGAUCCACUUCGAUCAGGAUUUCCAAAUCCUGUUAUUAACCCGUCUUCAGGACUUCCCAACCAGCUUCCUCCAGGAUCUGUUCCUCCAGGUGCCAGAUUUGACCCCUUUGGACCGCCUGGGGCCAACCGUAGUGGGCCAAACCCCGACCACCUUCCACCUCCCAACUACGAUGAUAUGUUUAUGUGAGCGCCGCUGAAGUUAUCCUUCUCUGCUCGCCUCUUAGUCCAGACCCUUCGGAUGCAGCCUUUAGUGGACUCUUCAGCCUGCUCUGCGGCCGUUUUCUUUCCUGGCUGUGCUUUUGGUUUCUCAGCAUAUAAACGGGAAGAGGAAGCCGUGUGCAUAUAGAGAUGCGUGUGUGUAUAUAUAUUCUCUUCCUCCCUGCUGCCCCAAACUCUUUCCACAACACAUUAUGUUGACUUCCCCAUUAGUAAUGCCCAUGGAAUGAGACAAUGGCCAGGCUCUAAAAUCAGCCGGUGUGUUAGUUUCAAAGGAUGUGACAAGGCAGGAGUGGACUCAUUCUUUCAUGAACAUUGGUGUGUGUACAACAGCGGCCGGAAACCCAACUGGCCACUGGCCUUGCCUGAAGCCAAACGGGUGUGUGUGUGUGUGUGGAGGCAGGAAUGAGAUGGGCCAAUCAGGGGCCCUGCCUCCAAAAGGCCUCUGCCCCCGCAGCUUGUCACUCAAACAAUGGCCACACCCUAACCCCUUCCCCUCCAAGGGCCCUUGCUGUCUGUUUUACCAGCUCCUGCUGAAGCUACCUAGCUAGCUGGUAGCGAGGAAGCCAAAGGGGGGGCGAAUUUGGGGGAGGGUAAGAGGCAGGCAGAAUGAAUUGGGAGGAAUAGGGGGGCCUCCUUGGUCUGUGUACGCCAACCCCAGGGUUGCAGGCCGCCGACUGCUGUUGUCUGUGGCGUGAUGUGGCGUGUGGCUUUUGAGGGGGUUUAUAUUGCAUGCCGGCUCAAUAACAGCCUUCUCCAACCUGGUGCCCUCCAGACCAGGGCUGGGAAACUUUUAACCUUCCAAAGGCCUACACCUCCCAUCGUCGCUGAUCGUUGGCCAUGCCGGCUGGGUCUGAUGGGAACUGAAGUCCAGCAGUGUCUGGAGGGCCAAAGGUACCCUGGUCAUGCUCCAGACAGUUUGGACUUCAGUUCCCAUCAGCCUAAGCAUGGAUGACACCUGGUUGCUUAAGGAAGACUCACUAGAACUGCUUUGGAAAGGGCAAGAACUCUUGUCUGCUUCUCUUUCUGCAAGUGCCAUGUGCCCAUUCCCAGAGAACCUGGCCCACAUGGAUCUACUUUUGUCGCAAACAACGUCAUCACUUUCCUUCAUUGACGCUACUCCUGUGUGCCUUUUAAACUGCAGCCUGGCAGCAGAAAUUCAACAGGUGAAGCUUUCCCUGCUCUUUACCUCCAUCCCAAGGAACCCUUCACCUACUACAUGUCUCCAUGCUGGGCUGCUGUUCAGGGAAUGAAUGCCUUUUUUAAAAAACUGGAUAAUGCUACAUGCAAAAAUAUCUCAUUCUUGCUGUCACAGCGCCCACACCUACCCCAGUUCCCCUUAAUUGCAAAAGGGGCUUUUAUUCCUUCUUCCUGGCAACCAUUUGGGCUUCUCUGGGGAAGACUUAAAAUCCCCCAUAGUUGCUAAGCAACUGCAAGGAUGGCAGCUAAAACCCUGCCUGGCUAAUCUAGAAGCAUGCUAGUCCAGCUGCAAAGGGUUUUGUGCUCUCCCAGUUCUGUCAAGGCUGCUGGCAGAGGGGCUUGGUGGGGGUGAUUAUUCUCCCCUACCCUAAAGCGCUGGCUAGCCUACGCUUCAGGACUGUACCUCCCCAUCUAGCCAAGGCUGGCCUGCUCUCCAUGAUCUUCCAGCGCUUACAAAUGAAAUAGCCCAGGGAAUGGGAACGCGUGCGCUUGGUUGCAGGGGCUGAUGGGAGUUGGAGCCCAACAACAUCUGGCGGGCCAGAGAGUUCCCCCAUCCCUGAUGUAGCUGAAAGGCCUGGUUUAAUAUAUACUCUGCCUUAGAGGUUGUCCCAGCCAUCAUUUUUAAACAUGCUGGUUCCAUAGGGCUUCCUGUUAGCCACACGUGUGAAGAAUGUUUUCUUUUCCAGUAUUCGGCCAGUUUCCCCUCUUUCAGGUAGAGGUACUGCUGUAAGGCUACAAACCUUUUCUGGGAGACAUGCUAAUUGAUACCAUUUUUUCCCCCUGCAAGGCUCAUAGUUACCACAAGAUGGCUUUUUAAAAAUUGUAUUGUGGGAUUCCUUAUGUUUAUGAUGGCCAAGAGAUGCUUGGAGCAUUCACAAGAUCAGCCAGUAUUUUUUUUGGGGGGGGGGAGGUUGUGGGAACUGGCACUAUUUGACUUCUGAAAGCCAUCUACUUCCUUUCUGUGCUUAUUAGAGUUUGGACUUGGGACUCCCCAGUUCAUUUCCAGUUUGGGGUGUUUCACUGGCUUUGAGAGUUUCUUCACUACUACAUUUUCUACUUGCUUGAGAACAUCAAAAAAUAUUCCUGCUCUGCAGGGGAGUUGUGUCGUUCCAGCUGAUGGGCUGUGAUCUGACGAUAAAAGAACUGUGAGUGUUGUAAUAUGGGUGACUUAUUACAACCCUAUCCCUUUUUCAAAUAAAUAAAGUUCAUGUUCUUUCGA